Molecule: messenger RNA, 1068 nt
Organism: Odobenus rosmarus divergens (Pacific walrus)
Lineage: Eukaryota; Metazoa; Chordata; Mammalia; Carnivora; Odobenidae
Gene: HCAR1
Product: hydroxycarboxylic acid receptor 1
Exons: 1
Coding region: 1-1014 (337 amino acids)
Biological process (GO): G protein-coupled receptor signaling pathway
Cellular component (GO): membrane
Molecular function (GO): G protein-coupled receptor activity
Source: RefSeq, a predicted model, not a curated record
AUGGACAACGGGUCAUGCUGCCUCAUCGAGGGGAACCCCAUCUCCCAGGUGAUGCCACCGUUGCUGAUCCUGGCCUUCGUGCUUGGAGUACUGGGCAAUGGUGUCGCCCUGUGUGGUUUCUGCUUUCACAUGAAGACCUGGAAGCCGAGCACUAUUUACCUUUUUAACCUAGCUGUGGCUGACUUCCUUCUCAUGAUCUGCCUGCCCUUCCGGACAGACUACUACUGGAGACACAGGCAAUGGGCCUUCGAGGACAUUCCCUGUCGGGUGGCCCUCUUCAUGCUGGCCAUGAACAGGGCGGGGAGCAUCACCUUCCUCACGGUGGUGGCCGUGGACAGGUACUUCAAAGUGGUCCACCCCCACCACGUGGUGAACACCAUCUCCAAUCGGACUGCGGCUGGCAUCGUCUGUGCCCUUUGGACCAUGGUCAUCCUGGGGACUCUCUAUCUUUUGUUGGAGAGCCACCUGUGUGUGCGUGGGAACACCAUAUCUUGCGAGAGCUUCAUCAUGGAGUCGGCCAACGGCUGGCACGACAUCAUGUUCCAGCUCGAGUUCUUCCUGCCCCUCGGCAUCAUCCUGUUUUGCUCCUUCAAGAUCGUUUGGAGCCUGAAGCAGAGGCAGCAGCUGGCGAGGCAGACUCGGCUGAAGAAGGCUACCCGGUUCAUCAUGGUGGUGGCCGUUGUGUUCGUCACGUGCUACCUGCCCAGCGUGUCGGCCAGACUCUAUUUCCUCUGGACGGUGCCUUCGAGCGCCUGUGACCCCUCGGUCCAUGUAGCCCUCCAUGUCACCCUCAGCUUCACCUACAUGAACAGCAUGCUGGACCCCCUGGUGUAUUAUUUUUCGAGUCCCUCGUUCCCCAAAUUCUACACCAAGCUCAAAAUCCGCAGCUUGAGACCUAAGAGUCCAGGACGCUCCAGGACCCAGAGGUCGGAAGAGAUGCCAAUUUCAAACCUCUGUCGCAAGACUUGUGUCAGCAUGGCAAAUGGCUUCCAGAGCCAACCCGACGUGCAGUAGGAUCUCCAACUGUGCGGAAUGGCGCUGAAACAGGCAGACAAAACCAAGGAGGAC